Molecule: messenger RNA, 327 nt
Organism: Paramecium octaurelia
Lineage: Eukaryota; Ciliophora; Oligohymenophorea; Peniculida; Parameciidae
Source: the annotation of a GenBank genome assembly
AUUCAUGGAUGGGACUGCAAUAACAUAGCUGAAAACUUAAUUAUAAAAACUAAAAGAGGAAAAAGAAGAGCUAUAGAAUGAUGUCCAAGAAGAAAGGACUGUCGUGGCUCAAAUGUAAUCAGAAUUAGCACAACUUAAAUAAUAAUAAUAAAUGUAAGGAGGGUAAUUGCGAGAUAAAGAAUUAGCACUUUAGGAUUACAAUCGUAUGAUUAAGGAAAGUGAAACUAUAUUGAAAAAGUUAAUUGAAACAUCUAGUAAUUUUUUAAAGACCUUGGAAGGGGAAACAAGUAAGUUAAAGAAUCAAAAAAAAUGAAAAUAUCAAAAAAU